UCUUCUGAUUCUGUUUUUUGGACGCUAAAGGAGGAGUAUUUACCGCCUGGUUGGCUCUGUCUGGUAUGUGGUGCAUCUGACAAUCAAGAACUUCCUCCAAAUUUUAUAAAGCUCAAAAGAGAUGUAUACACACCAGAUGUGAUGGCAGCAUGUGACUAUAUGAUCGGAAAGAUUGGGUAUGGAACAGUAAGUGAGGCUCUGUCAUACAAGUUGCCUUUCGUAUUUGUACGGAGAGACUUCUUUAAUGAAGAACCGUUCGUUAGAAAUAUGCUUGAGUAUUACCAAAACGGCGUUGAAAUGAUUAGGAGGGAUUUGCUCACAGGACGCUGGGCACCUUACCUUCAGCGUGCAAUUAGUUUGAAACCCUGCUAUGAAGGAGGGGUUGAUGGUGGCAAGGUGACUGCCCGUAUACUACAGGAUAUGGAUUUUGGAAAGAAUAAUACUCCGCAAAAGAAUCAUGCAUUUACAGUUUUGAAUAUUUGUAAUCUCGUCUAUUUCUGGGAAAAGACUUGUUUGAGAUCAGUUACACCAACCAAUGUGAUCAAUCAUUAA
Papaver somniferum (opium poppy) is the source of this 552-nucleotide messenger RNA. RefSeq names its product L-arabinokinase-like. The transcript is spliced from 6 exons. Bases 142 to 552 code for a protein of 136 amino acids. Lineage: Eukaryota; Viridiplantae; Streptophyta; Magnoliopsida; Ranunculales; Papaveraceae. The record is from RefSeq and is a predicted model, not a curated record.